CCCAGUGGCUUGCUUCUAAUGAACAGAAUAAAAUAAAGGUGAUAAAUCUUACUUCCAAGAUUACGUUACAAAAGUCUGUGACUUUUGCCUUGUUCUUUCUCUUGUUCUCUCUCUCUUUCUCACUUUGAUGAAGGCAGAUGUCACGUCAUGAGCUGCCCUGUAAAGAGGGCCAUCUUCUGAGAAACUGAGAGUGGCCGUCAUCCAACAGCCGGUGAGGAACCAGUAGUUAUUUCAACUACAGCCUCCGCUGACAUCUAGAUUACAACCUGUGAGAGACCCUAAGCCACGGGACCCAGCUAAGCUGCACUCCACAUCCACUGCAUACUUCUCACUGAAGAGGGAACUCUCCUGUUUCAGUCCCAGAUACGCCAUUCUGCUGGACGUCAUUGGCUUUUGCAAACUUGGUACCGAUAAGAAAGAAUCUUUCCUCUCUGGGGCUGCAGAGACCCUCUGACCCCCAAAGCCUAAAAUGUUUGCCAUGUGGCUCUUUGCAGAAAAAGUUGGCCAAUCCUCGCUUUAGAGUCAGGCACUUCUCUCUGAGCCUCAGUUCUUCAGCUCUUAAGUAGGAAUUAUAGUAGUACCGCCUCAUAUGUGACGUAUAACAACGUUAUGAGAAUUAGAUGAAAACAAGCAUUCCUGAUCAAACCAGCUCUGAAUCAGCACCACGGACAGCACCAACGUCCUUUCCUGGGGAUCCCCAGGAGCCAGGUUUCAAGAAAACCGACAUGGUCUGAGGAGGCGCCACCUCCCAAGAUGCCCGCCACUUCCUCCCAGCCCUCACCACACAGUUGAAAAGAAUCUUCUGUGAAUUCAGGUGCAUGUCUCUUCUCUCGUGAAAUCCUCACCAUCCUGAAGGUGGACGACUCCCAGGCUGGCGUUCCUCGCUCUGUGUCUCGUGCACACUGGGACUGCUGGGAGCAGAGCCCGCUGGGGCAAAGGCUCGGAGGCCAGCAGACCUCGCCGUGCUCUGGAGCAAUGAGCAGAAUCAUGGCCCCAUGAGCCACCAGCGGUGAAGAAAUCCAUCCUUUCGCCCAAACACCUCUGACAAAUGCGGAAGUUUCUGCCCCUUUCGAAAUCUUCCCCUUCCCUUCUAUACUUUCUUCCCUUCCAAACCCCAUUGUGCAGAGAAUCACAGCCUCAAUUUCCCGGGCAUCCUCCGAGCUGGGCUCCCCUCGACGUCCCCGACUUGUGCUAACACAGGGAAUCCUCGCCUCCAGCGCCUGAGUGUUCCCUUUCUCCAGUCCUCCUGACACUGAACCUCCAACUUGGAGGGAGAGUGACACCCCACACUGCCUAUGUGGCCCCCAUCGUGGCUCCUGUCACAGGGGACUCCAGCUUCUGGGCCACCUAUUGUCUCCCCACUGGGCAGUGACUCAGGGCUGCAAACCAGGGCUGCUGUGAGACCUUGUGAGCAGAGAGGGGACGCCCACUAUGGUGAUGCUGAGGGAGGAACGUCAGUCGGCUUCCCUCAUCUCUUGGUUCCCUGAGUCCCUCCCCUGGCUGGAAUGACCUUCACAGACAGAGUCAAGGGGUCUGGCCAGAAGGGACCCAUUUUCACUUUGCAGAAAAAUGACCCCAAAGGGUACGGGCAUUGGCCAGAAGGCAGGAGAUGGGGCUCAGGCCCUGCAUGGGGUGUGAAUUUGGGUGAGGCUCUCACCCUGCCUGGUCCCAGGGUCCCCAGGAGUGGAUGUGUGUGGAGGAUUGUUGACUCCAUGGGCUGUCCUGGCCCUGACAGUGUCUGGGGGUGAAGUUCCUCCUCUGAGGAGGGUCACUGUUCUGCCCUCACCCUCAGCUUCCUGUUGGAGCUUUCUCUAAAUCUUGCAACUUUUGGUUCCUGAGAGAGAACCCUGAGAAACAGCCUUUCUGGUUACACAAAUAACCAGCUCUCUGUGCAUGUGACGGGUAAGGCGCUGGCACUGUCAACCCCAGAGAUGCUGCUGCUGCUGCUGCUGGCCCUGCUCUGGUGGACGGAGGGGGCCAAGGGCCAGAGGGUGCCCUUGCAGGGUUACUCACUGCGGAUGCAGGCGUCCGUGACAGUGCAGGAGGGCCUGUGUGUGUUUGUGCCCUGCGAUUUCUCCUACCCCCGGGAUAGCUGGACGGUCUUAACCUUUGCUCAUGGCUACUGGUUCCGGGAAGGGGCCAGAGUAAACCAAGAUGCAUCAGUGGCCACAAAUGAGCCAGAUCGUAAAGUGAACGAGGAGACCCAGGGCCGCUUCCACCUCCUUGGGGACCCCCGGACCUACAACUGCUCCCUGGACAUCAGAGACGCCAGGAGGAGAGAUGAAGGAAAAUACUUUUUUCGAGUGGAGACAUAUUCUUACAGAAAUAACCAGCUCAAUUUGCAUGUGACAGCCCUGAACCACACACCUGACAUCCUCAUCCCGGAGACCCUGGAGUCUGGCAGCCCCAGGAACUUGACCUGCUCUGUGCCCUGGGCCUGUGAAAGGGGCACGCCCCCCAUCUUCUCCUGGACAUCGGCUGCCCUCACCUCCCUGGGCCCCAGGGCCCGCCUCUCCUCGGUGCUCACCCUCACUCCACGGCCUCAGGACCAUGGCACCAUCCUCACUUGUCAGGUGAAGUUCCCUGCAGCUGAUGUGACUGUGGAAACGACCAUCCAGCUCAACGUCACCUACUCUCCACAGAACUUGACCAUCACUGUCUUCCAGGGAAAUGGCACAGCAUCCACAACCCUGAAGAAUGGGUCAUCUCUUUCAGUCCAGGAGGGCCAGUCCCUGCGCCUGGUCUGUGUCGUUGACAGCAACCCUCCUGCUAGGCUGAGCUGGGCCCGUGGGAGCCAGAGUCUGAGCCCUUCACAGCCCUUGAACCCCGGGGUCCUGGAGCUGCCCCAGGUGGAGUCGAGUCAUGAAGGCGAAUUCACCUGCCAAGCUCAGCACCCUCGGGGCUCCCUGCACGUCUCCCUGAGCCUCUCUGUGCAGAGAAAAGCGUGUCCUUUAUCAGGAGCAGCACUGGGGGCCAUCAGUGGAGCAUGUGCUGCAGCCCUGCUCCUCCUGUCCUUCUACGUCAUUGUCAUCAUAGUGAGGUCCAGAAGGAAUAAAGGAGCAAGCCCAGCAGUGGGUGUGGGGGACAUAGACAUGGAGGGUGCAAAUGCUGUCACGAGAUCAAUCUCUCAGGGUCCCCUGAUUGAAGGCUGGGAAGGCAGCCUCCCAGACCACCUUCCCACAGAGCUGGCUUCCCCCUGCUCAGGAGAGGAAGAGGAGCUCUAUUAUGCAAACCUCAGCUUUUCUGGGAUGAAGCCUCGGGACCCGCAGGAACAGGAGGCCGCUGGUAGUGAGUACUCAGAGAUCAAGAUCCACAAGUGAGCGACUGCAGAGACACGGCCCUGGCUUGAGGGGUCACGGCCCCUGUGGGGCAAAGAACAAGUCAGGAGCUGAUUCCUGUAGUGUUAGACUCCCUCUAAAUAGUGUGAAGAACCCAGGGUUUGGAACCAAAGAGUUUUGAGUUUGAAUCCAAACUCUACCCCUUUACUAAGUAUGUGACGGACCAACUGCUACCUCUCUGUGCCUCAGUUUCUCCGUGAGAACAUGGAUGAGAAGCCCUACUUGCAAGUUCAUGGUGAGAAUUCCAGGAGUCAAAUCCUAUCAGAGCACCCGUCACAAAAUGUGUGUUGAGCACAUGCUGGAUCCUUGUGCUUUGAAUAGAGGGUCACAUUGGGAAAUUCUCUUGAUCUGGAGGGCACCAGCACCAGACCUCAGACCUUUAAUGCUGUGGCCUCUCCUCCUAGAAUGUCCUCCCGCUGGACCUUCUCUGCCUCUGUCUUUGAAAGUUGAGCUCUACAGGUGGACUUCUGGAUUGAGAUAGGAAAGUUAAGCAGCAGCUCAUGAUCCUCCCCUAUAGAGACAAACCAAACAAAUGAGAAAGGUUCCCAAAUGAUCACACGACCAUCUGAUGGAUGAAACUACAUGACCCCCAAAGUUCACCUACAGCACCCAAACGAGGAAAGGAAUAUAUCACAGCAGUUACUUCAUAAAGUAGCCUUGAUGGAGAGAAAUCAAAGGAUUGGAUGAGGCACUAAGAUUCCCUCCAAAUGGACCCCAGGCCAUUUAUAACAGCACCAAAAAAAAUAAAGUAGCAAGAAGCAAAUUUUUUAUGUAAACAUGCAAUACUUCCACACUGAAAAGUACAGAGUAUUGCUGAGAGAAAUUAAAGAAGAUCCAAAUGAGCGAAGGAAUCUACCAUGUUCAUGGAUGGGAAGACACAAUAUUGUUAAGAUGUUGAUUUUCUCUGUAUUGAUUUAAAGUUGUCCCAGUCAACAGACAUAUAUAUAUGUGUGUGUGUGUGUUUGUGUGUGUGUGUGUAUACACAUACAUAAGUUGACAAGUUAAUCUAAAACUUAUAUGGAAAUAUAAAGACCUAGAAUAGUGAAACAGUCUUGAAAAAGAAAAACGCAGUUGGAGAAAUAAGACUUUACUAUAACGAUAGACCAAUCAGUAGAGUGUGGUGUGGACAGAAUGGAGUCCAUAAAUAGACCCACACAUUAUACACUGAACAACACCCAGUCUGUUCCAUUGGGAAAGGAAGGACUUCUCAACAAAUGUGAUAGAACCAGUGGGUCAAGUUUUGGAAAAAAGGAACCUUAUAAAUGAUGUAAUUGCUUAUAUACUUGAAAUCAUGCAGUAUGUACUCACGUGGAUUUUUUUCACUCAGUAUUGAGUUAUUUGCGAUUCACCCAUGUUUUGUGCAUGUCAGUAUCUUGUUCCUUUGUUGCUGAGCAGGAUUCCAUUGUAUCACACAUUGUUUACCCAUUUUUAUGUUGAUGCACAUUUGGUUGGCUUCCAGUUUUUGGUGAUUACGAAUAAAGCUGUUGUGAACAUAUUUAUACAA
This is a messenger RNA of Equus caballus (horse), 4842 nucleotides long. RefSeq names its product sialic acid-binding Ig-like lectin 8. Gene Ontology annotation, cellular component: plasma membrane. Gene Ontology annotation, biological process: cell adhesion. The record is from RefSeq and is a predicted model, not a curated record. Gene Ontology annotation, molecular function: sialic acid binding. NCBI's taxonomy places the organism in Eukaryota, Metazoa, Chordata, Mammalia, Perissodactyla, Equidae.